AUGGUGCUGACGAGGGCAAAUCGCGGUGCCAGCGACCAGCCGGCCGAGUCUGGCCGGUCUGCACGCCUGGCGCGUCGCCGCGGGGGCUCCAACGAUAACAUGGAACGCGAGUUGCCGGCCAGGACCAGGGCCAAGGGCAAACAAGUCGCGGUGCCGUCGAGCGAUCCAGGCGAUGACGUAGAAGACGAAGAGGAAGAUGAAGGGGCAGGGUCAGAGGAGGAGGAAAUCGCCAAGGGCGAAUCGAUUGCACGGUUCAAUGCGCCGAGAGGAAACCUCGUCAAGUCCAUCAGCCCGCCGCCUCAGAGCGAAAGUGACAUUGCUUCGAUCAUUGGUUCUCAGAGCGUGUCCGGUGUCCAGAGAUUCGCCAACCCUUACGGCGCAACAGCACAGUACACACGUCACUCAAGCGUCCCUAGGCCGUUCGGCUCGUCAGCGCCUCUAUUCGGUCGUGGAGGUCUACCAGGAAGCCCGGUAAGGGAGGAUGACGAGGAAGACGCGCCAGACGAAGGUCGCGGGACCCAAGGGAGCAACCACAACACCAGCCGCGACGAGACAGCGGAACUUCGAGAAAAUGCCCUCGACCCCCUGUGGAGCACCACGAACGACCUCGCCAAGUACCUCCUCGAACCAAAGCCGGACAAGAAGACCUGGAACCAGCUGCUUAAGAUCCAGCGCCAGAACUGGGCCAGCAUGCAGACUCUCUUCACUAACAGGGACAACGAGUUCCUCAUCGACCUCCCCGACGUCCUGUCCGCGUUGCCCGAGAAGCUCCAGUCGCGCGGACGGGUCAUCCUCGCCGCGACGAACGCGACUUCCCUCCAGAACGAGCUCAUCAAGACCGUCCAGGGCACCGGCGACCUGCUCGACAUCUGCGCCCGCGUCUUCGAACGGCUUGACCAGGACUUCCCCGCCCCCUUCCUCAUCUCCAUCCCCGACGAUCCCUAUGAGCUCAUCACCAACGAAGUGAUCGAGCUGACUCUCGACAUCCGUGUCCAGAAGUUCAUCGCCCAGCUGAGAGACCUCACCGAUCACCCCGUCAGUCCCGCCAACAUUGCAUCUGACCUCUUCUGCGCGGUCGACGAAGGCGUGGACGGCGAGGAAGCGCUCCGUCACGGGCCAUACCAGCCCGUCUGCGGCGGUGUCGAAUCCCCCUUGGUAUCGCAGCGUGCUAGAAGCAUCGCGCAGCUGAUCGAGGAGAAGACGGUUGUGGAGGCAAUCCACAUGCUGGAGGACGCGUUCCCCUUCAUGACCGAGGACGGGACCGGCCUCUCCGUCGACCUGAUGCAAUGGACUGCCGACAUCAUCGGACAGGCACAGGAUUUCCUGCGGGAGCCGGCAAUCGGGUCAACCAUCAGAUCCUCCUCUCCUUCCGAAUCCCUCGCCUCAUCCUCCCAGCAGGAAUUCGUCCGCAAGGACGUUCACGAGAACAUCAUGUCGAAAACAGUCGUCCAGCAUUUGGCCAUGCUCCGCCGCCAAGCACCCCAAUCCACCGCGUCAACGUCAGCCCCUCAACCUCCACCGUCCCGCCAACCACCCCCAUCCAGCCCCGACGACCUAUCCGCCGACGGAGACGACAUCCUCGCCAUAGCCCGGGGCAAUCCGCCCCCCUCUUCCGCCGCCGCCGCCGGGCCAAGCACCUCCGCCCCGCGCUCCAGCGGCUUCACCCCCGUGAACGGCACCAAACGCCCCUCGGAAACCCAAGACCCCGAAGACCCCUUCGAGAACGACACCCGCUCCCCAGAUCCCUCCCGCAGAGCCCAGCUCGACCUCGACAGACAAAACAUGCCCCCGCCAGCCUCCCGUCCCCAGAAACGCCAACGCCUCCCCUCACACCCGCAACCGCAACCCUCAUCCUCCGCCUCCUCCUCCCGUCCAACCCCCUCCCCCAGCACCAACCCAGCUCCCGCCCCUCCCUCCCCGAACGGAAGCACCAGCAGCGGCGCCCCUCCCCCGUCCUCCGCGGCCUCCACCUCUCUACUCAGCGGCGAAAUGUCCUUCUCCCAGAUCCGCGAAUCGAACCGUCUGCCGCCCUCCCGCGCCGCCGGCGCCCCGCAGCGCCAGCCCUGGUCCGACGCCGACACCCGCCGCCUCAUCCGCCUCAUCGAGGUGCACGAGUGCAAAUGGGCCGUCAUCGCCCGGCGCCAGGACCCCGACUACCGCCGCGGCAGGCAGCCCGACCCCGGCCCCGAGGACACGGAGGACUGCGUCUUCGAGAUCCGGCGCGACCAGCAGGCCAUCCGCGACAAGGCGAGGAACCUCAAGGUCGACCUGCUAAAGGCCGAUUUUGCAUUAUACCCGGGCUUCAACGGCAUCGCCCUCGGCAAAAAGGAGCGGGCCGCGCUCAUUGCGCGCGGCAAGAACCCUGACCGGCGGGAGGAGGACACCACGCCUGACGGUGUGGUUCACAACACGACAUUUAUUCCUGACGAGUAG
Messenger RNA from Colletotrichum aenigma, 2433 nucleotides. RefSeq lists its product as uncharacterized. The transcript has 6 exons. The coding region runs from base 1 to 2433 and encodes 810 amino acids. Lineage: Eukaryota; Fungi; Ascomycota; Sordariomycetes; Glomerellales; Glomerellaceae. The record is from RefSeq and is a predicted model, not a curated record.